Molecule: messenger RNA, 1615 nt
Organism: Ostrea edulis (European flat oyster)
Lineage: Eukaryota; Metazoa; Mollusca; Bivalvia; Ostreida; Ostreidae
Product: carnosine N-methyltransferase-like
Exons: 8
Coding region: 28-1161 (377 amino acids)
Molecular function (GO): S-adenosylmethionine-dependent methyltransferase activity
Source: RefSeq, a predicted model, not a curated record
GUUCGCGAUUUUGAAAAUAUAAGCAGCAUGGCGGACGAUGUGGACGAGGUAGAAAACUUUCAAAAGAACGACAAUGAUGAUGAUGAUCAAGCGGAAAGAGAGCAUUUUAUCAGGAUUCUUAACGCCUUUAAGUUUUACAGGAGUCAUUCCAUGCGGCGAGUGUACAUGGCGGAAAAAUCUUUUAAUGGUAUUCCACAGCAACACCAGAAGUAUAUCCCACAUUUUCUGGACAAUUUGAAGACAAUACAAACAUGUAUCAGCCAUAAUUAUGAAAUCAUUCGCCUCAUCAUCAAAGACGCAGAGUACAUGUUUGAAAACAAAACGCAUGAAGCCGAUGUCAAGCCAGAGGAAAACCUCAAGCAGAUGCCCCCCACCAACUUUGACAUGGACAAGGUCAAAACGACCUUGAAGCAGUUUGUCAGAGACUGGAGCACCAGUGGGGAGGAGGAGAGAAAAGCCUGUUAUGAUCCAGUUAUAGCAGAGGUCAAGGACUUAUUCAAAGAUAGAGAUCCGUCCACCGUUGCAGUGCUGGUGCCGGGGGCAGGGCUUGGGAGACUGGCGUUCGAGUUGGCCAGGUGUGGGUACCGUUGUCAAGGAAACGAAUGGAGCCUCUUCAUGCUGCUGGCCUCCAAUUUUGUUUUAAACAAAUGCACAGAGGUCAAUUGUUUUACUUUGUAUCCUUGGAUACACCAAUGGACGAACAACAAAUUGUCAUCUGAUCAGACUCAGCCAAUCAAAUUUCCAGACAUUAAUCCCAGUGACCUUCCGCCAACCUCUGAUUUUUCAAUGGCUGCUGGAGACUUUCUAGAAGUUUACCAAACUCCAGAUGUGUAUGACUGCGUGGCCACAGUGUUUUUCCUGGACACAGCUCACAAUGUCAUUUCCUACAUAGAGACCAUCUAUAAUAUUCUUAAACCAGGAGGUUACUGGGUCAACCUAGGUCCUCUUUUGUACCAUUAUGCUGACAUUGAAAAUGAGUCGUCUAUAGAACUGAGCGCUGAGGAAGUCUUGAGAGUGGUCGAGAAGGUUGGAUUUGUGAUUAAGAAAGAUGCAAAGGAAAUUUCCAGCACGUACACCCAGAACCCCGUCUCCAUGCUGCAGUAUCGAUAUAUCAGUGUCAUGUUUGUGUGCCAGAAACCACACGAGCCAAACUCCUCCUGAUAUCUCCACCACAAUCAUCACCAUGGUGACAAACAACCAUUUCAUGGUGUCACGCCAUGAUCUCCAUGGUUACCAUACUAUGAAUAUGGAAUUCAGUGGCGGAUCUGGAAGGGGGUUACAGGAUUAGCAACCUUGCUUUGGUCGAACGUUUUAAACAAAAACUGAGUAUUUUGUGCCAUGUUGGGGUCUGCAAUCCUGCUAUAUGGGGUGGAAAUGGUUCAUAACCCUCUCUUCAAAAUUUUCUGGAUCCGCCUCUAGAAUUUAUUUGAGAAUUUUUCAUGUCCUUCAAAUUUAAACUGAUACUUAAAGGGAGAGAACUCUGUUAUAUAUUUAAACUGUAACCAGAAAGUCCUCUUCUCCACCACUGAACUUGAAGAAAAAAUUUCUAGGUUUUUUUUUUCCUGAUGAACUUGGUAUGAAUGUUUUGUAGGAAUAUUAAAGUUUUUAAAUUCAA